Podarcis muralis (Common wall lizard) is the source of this 5030-nucleotide messenger RNA. The record is from RefSeq and is a predicted model, not a curated record. Lineage: Eukaryota; Metazoa; Chordata; Lepidosauria; Squamata; Lacertidae.
GGGAACAAGGGUUAGCUAGACAAGACUGCGGGAUGUGGCAAUAUUAUCUCUUAUUCCUCCCUCCCCCAAUCUUAUAGGUAAGUUGCUUCUGCCCUUUAAUUUUAUAUAUAUAUAUAUUUCCCUUUCUGCUUUGGCAGCAAGCGUAGAACAAAGAGCAGCGGAUGUGGAGGGCAUGGCAGGGAAUCACAGGAUCCUAGAGUUGGAAGGGAUCCUGCGGGUCAUCUAGUCUAACCCCCUGCAAUGCAGGAAUAUGCCGCAGCCCCAUACGCGGAUCGAACCCGUUUUGCCUUUGCCGCUGCCGAGUUUCGUACCUAAUCUUUUAAUCGGCGUCUUAUUUUUUCUUAUCACUCUUCCUACUUCUUUGGGUAAGCUGCCCUGGGAACCUUUCUAGGGGGCAAGAUUAAAAAAUCCUUCGAGCGAAGAAGGAAGGCUCAGCCUCGGAAUCUCGUUUUCAGUACCAGGCCGACGGGAAUCUAGUAAUACAUAGGGAAAGACCAAGACGGUGUCUCUGCGCACGUGCAGAGCGUGAAUCCCUCGCCGCUGAGUUUUAUCUCUCCGUGUGUUUUGCAACGGCUUCCGGAAGAGGAAUUCUUCAGAAGUGAAGCGGUGCGCCGGGGUUGAGGCGGGCCGGCGGAGGUCGCCUCCCCUUCGCCGGGGGCAGAGUCCCCCACGUGGGCAGGAGGUGGUUAACUGCAGCCUGACACCCAGCCCCCUUUUGUUUCCUGUAAGUGACACCCAGGCACCCGCAGCCAAUGGCUGGGCGGUGUAACAGGAGCUGCGGAGCUGUCCCUGGGGGAGGCCUCUCCGCGUCUUCGAUGGGCUCCAGAAACUUUCCUCCGCCGCCCUCCUUUCACUCUCCCCAGCUCCUCUGCGCCCCCACUUUUACUUCCUCCCCGGCCCUUCUGCACAUCCUCCCCUUCGGGAUCCGACCCCUGCGGAAAAGGAAGCACGCCCCGACCUCCUCCCGAGCACUUUCCAUGACCCUCGGGGCGCCUGCGAGAACCCCACCCCCCUUGUCCCAGCCUGCUCCCUCCCUCUCCUCUCCGAUCUUCCUCUUUUGUGCUUCUGCUGUUUUAACCCCAUCCUUCCGCUGACACUUUGCCAGCCACGCUCCCCGCCCCCCCCCCUUUCCACUGUCAGCCCCGUUCUUGACCCACCCACCCCCGCUUUCUGGGCUGAUGGUAUCGCACCAAUCCUGCACCUUGCCUUCUUCGCUGUGCUGGCGCGCUGCCCUUUCUCCACCCCGCGCUGCAACCUGUCCAUUCUUGUGCCAGUGCGUUUGCUGAAUUUUCUGAAUCUAGCGCUGCUGCUGUCUUCCUUUGCGUGCGCGCACACACACACCCUGCAACCCACGCUGAUGCUGCUUGGAAACCUCCUUCGCCUGCUGCCCUUGCUCCCUGGGUUAAGACGCUCCCUCUGGACAGAAUGCUGAGCCCCACGUACAAGCAGCGCAACGAGGAUUUUCGCAGGAUCUUCAAGGGACUGCCUGAAACGGAGCGGCUUCUUGUAGAUUACUCCUGUGCGCUGCAGCGUGACAUCUUGCUUCAAGGGCGGCUUUACCUAUCGGAGAACUGGAUCUGCUUCUACAGCAACAUCUUCCGAUGGGAGACCACGAUCUCCAUCCAGCUGAAGGAGGUGAAGUGCAUCAGGAAGGAGAAGACGGCCAAGCUGAUCCCCAACGCGAUUCAGAUCUGCACAGAGACCGAGAAGCAUUUCUUCACCUCAUUCGGGGCCCGUGACCGCUGCUUCAUGCUGAUCUUCCGCCUCUGGCAGAAUACGCUCCUGGAUAAGACGUUGUCCCCUCAAGAGCUCUGGCACAUUGUCCACCAAUGCUAUGGCUCUGAACUUGGCCUCACCAGUGAGGAUGAUGAUUACGUCUCUCCCAUCGAUGAGAUCAACGGUUUGGGAAGCCCCAAAGAGACUGGGGAUGUCAUUGACCUGAGCGACUUGACUUCCCGCUGCAGCACGGACCUCAAGCUGGACACCAGCCCCCUCCUAGACAAAAGGGACGCCAGUCAGAGCAUCAACUCGCUGGCCAGCAGUAGUGACGGGACCACCUCGCUGGCAGAGGACCCAGAUGAGAACACUGACAGCCAAGUGGAUGCCUCUUCCAGCCACACAGUGACCUCAGCAACAGAACCUCCCAGGGACGAUUUGCCACAAGGGCCGCCAAUGUCCCCCCUGGAGGGGGACCCACUCCCCAGCGAGGAGCUCCCCACGGACAUGAGCAAUUCUUCCUCCUCAACGCAAGAUGAAGCCGAGGUGGACGCUUUCUUUUCGGACCUGCCGGGGCGGUUGCUCAUCAACACCGUUUAUCAUGUUGGAGCCGAAAGGCUGCAGCAGAUGCUCUUCAGCGACUCCCAGUUCAUACACGGCUUCUUGGACCAGCGCAAGUUCACAGACGUGGCGCUGACUUCGUGGACUGGCGACAACAAGUGCCACCAAAGCCGCGUCAUCUCCUACACAAUCCCCAUCACCAACCCGUUAGGCCCCAAGGCUGCAGCUGUAGUGGAGACUCAGACUCUGUUCCGUACCAGCUCCAAGAGCGGGGGCUGCGUGGUCGACUCGGAAGUGAUCACACAGGGGAUCCCGUACCAGGACUACUUCUACACAGCGCAUCGAUACUGUAUUACUGCUGUGGCCAAGAGCAAGGCCCGACUCAGAGUGUCCUCUGAGAUCCGGUACCGGAAGCAGCCAUGGAACCUGGUGAAAACGCUCAUUGAGAAAAACGCCUGGAGCGGCGUGGAAGAAUACUUUCAGCACUUGGGGCUGGCGCUGGUGCAGGCAGAGAAGGCCCUGCUGGAAGAGAGCUGCCAUGGCAAGGAGCCGCGGGGGCUCCUGUCCGGUCUGCGCCGCCGGAAGCGCACCCUGAGCUGGAGAGCCCCCCACGUUGAGCCCCCACUCCCCACGUUGCCUGACGGUGAGGGGGCAGCCCGCACCAUCCGUCCCUCAGGCAGCCUGACCUCUCGGCUCUCGGAGCAGCUGUCGGAACAAAGCCAAGGCCAGACCGUCUCCACCGUGAUUCUCAUCAUCAGCUUGGUGAUCUGUGUGAGCCUUGUGGUCUUGGUUAUCCUGAACAUGAUGCUGUUCUACAGGCUCUGGUCUCUGGAGCACACAGCCCGGACCUUUGAAUCAUGGCAGGCCUAUGCGCUCUCCAGUGGAAAGCUACCACAGACGGCAUCUGAAUGGGCCGAGAUCCUGGAGCUGCAGAAGCGGUUUCACAGUGUGGAGGUUCAGAAGUGGAAGCAGAUCCUCAAGGCCUCUGUGGAGCUUCUAGAUGAGAUGAAAAUCUCCCUUGAGAAGCUGCACCAGGGCAUCACGGUGGCUGAGCCCCCCUUGGAGCCGGAGUGAAACCCCCAGCGCUCCCUCUCUCCCAAGGAUGUUGCUCCGAAACUGCUGCUGGGUCGGUGGCACCCACCUCCCGUGGCCGGCGUGCGACCGAGGGGACGACAUUCCACUCCUCGCCAGACCAACAGCUGGACCUUAGCCUCAAGAGUGCCACUCGCAGGGAUGGAUUCCACCGCCACCACUUUCCUGCUUCGGGGAUCUUUCUCCCGGAGCAUCUUCCUUCUCUCUUCUUCUCUCUGAGGGUCUCUGCAGUGACUUCAUUUUAUCCCCUCCCCCUUUAAGUGCUAUUUAUAUUCCUCACAGGACCCCAGAGAGCUUUUGACUUCUGCUGCUCCAGCAUCCUUUCUCUACCUUCUUUCCAGCUGUUGUUCGGAGUGUGUGUGACUGGGAACUUUAGUGGACAGGUGGCGGUGCCUGUAUCUCUUGUGUUGAGAUUUCACCCAACAGCUGGGACAGCAAGGACCCGCUUUCCUCCUCCAUGUUGAGGGCAAUCGAUCUGUGAUUUCCUUCUCUCUCACACACACAAGUGGUUGAGAGAUGGGAAACCAAGAGUCCGUAUUGAAUCCUUCCUUGCUCCCUCUCCUCCUGUUUCCAUCCUUUGGCGAGCCCGAUUGUUUUAUUAAAGGGAUCUUCUCGACAACAUUACCUCUGACAGAAGGGGGAAAGGGUAGGCAUGGCCCUGAACAUUAUGUGGCCAGAAAUCUGAUUUACAGAAGUUGGAGAGCUUCUGAGACCCUUGAGGGGGUUCUGUGCCCCUUGCCCACGUGAGAGUUAACCUAGAGCAGGGAUGGCCCUCCAGAUGUUGAUGGACUACAGCACCCUUCAUCUCUGACUGCUGGCCAUGGUGGCUGGGGCUGAUGGGAGCUGGAGUCUAACAAUAUCUGGAGGCCCACAGGUUCCCCAUCCCUGACUUAAGAGCAUGCCCAGGCAAGGGAGCCAAAGGCAGCUGGGGAAGCAGCUGGGUCAAACCCACCACUGAUCCCAUUUGUGCAUUUCCAUCACUGGUGUGGGGGUGGGCAGCGAGUCCGGGAGUACCCCAGUCUAUGCCGAAAGCUUUCUGGCUUUGGGAGGUUUCUGCUGCGCCAGCUGCCCUAAUCCGUUAUUUACCGCAACGAAAAUGCCAAACUCACCUUUUAUUUUUUUUUAUUUUCUUGAGAGUAGGGCAGUCUGAAUGAGUGCAGCACAGUGGCCACAGAGUCGGGGCUCCUGGGUUUUAUUUUUAUUUAUUUUUACUCCCAUGUGGACAGCAACACGCUCCUAGACUCCAGGACUCCUUUGCCCGAUUCCUCCUAGGCCCGUCUCCCAGGCAACAAAUGGGCUUUGCCAAGGCCUAGCCGUACUGUCACUUUAAAAUGAGGUUGCACUGCCAGUCAGGGCCCCAGGUGCCCUUCAGAUACUGCCUGAGGGGGUUUCUCAUCUUGAAAUCCACCCCCUCCUGGGGAGGGGUGUGUGUCUGCCAGCCCUAUGUUCUCCACUCCCGACUCAAGACCUUGGAAGGCCCAGGUUUCUGAUGACCUCCCCCUUUCUCCCUUCUCCCCCCUCACCAAGGUUGUGGCGAGGGGGCUCCCCCCCCCAGUUUUGUAGCUGUGUUCAGUGUUAACGAUCCUUUGUGUUCAAGGUUCCACAGAGGUGCUGGGGCUUAUUUAUUAGGGAGCGGAAUAAAGACCGUGGAUCGGAAUCUC